GCUUUCUCUAGUUUUUCCCCCGUCCGAUAAUCGUCACCAAAGUAGAUCGCACUGAAAAACAAUGGCUUUAGGUUUUAUCGUCGGAUUCGUCGGGGUUCUGAUUCUAUUUCACGCCGCUUAUUCAAGUAUCCAAUACAGGGCUUUGUUGAAGAUUACGGAGGAAGAGUUUUCAGGGCCUCCUUUGAAUGUGGUAAUUGAGCUGUCUCUAGGAUUGAUGCUUUGUAUGUGGGCUGCAUUGACUGUGCCUGGGAAAAUUUUGUCCAUCCACCCUGACUCUGAAGAGAACAGGAUUGUUUCUUUACCUUCCAAUUUGGACUUCAUGAUCUUCAACCAUCGAGGCAAGGUCUUUCCUGUGGAAAUGGAUGUGAAGCUCAGGCAUUGAGGAUUUUUAUGGAAUUGGAUCAAGUACCUUGGUUUCUUAAACGAAGAAGAGAAUUCUUUUCACGAAAAUUGAAUAAUCUAUUUGUGGAUUUGAUAUCAGUAUCGGUUGAUGUAUGAGUUUUU
This is a messenger RNA of Gastrolobium bilobum, 504 nucleotides long. Its product is annotated as membrane magnesium transporter-like. The transcript is spliced from 4 exons. Gene Ontology annotation, cellular component: early endosome; Golgi apparatus; plasma membrane. Bases 62 to 382 code for a protein of 106 amino acids. NCBI's taxonomy places the organism in Eukaryota, Viridiplantae, Streptophyta, Magnoliopsida, Fabales, Fabaceae. The record is from RefSeq and is a predicted model, not a curated record.